AUGCCGAGCCAAUCCGCCACAGCACCCACUCCAGAAAUACACGCACGCCUUGAAAUCCCCGCGUUCACCCCAGAGGACCCAAAAGUAUGGUUUCAACAGGUCGAGUGGUCACUUGAAGAUGUCGGGCUAACGGCCAGUUUAGCUGAAUUCCGUCAGGUGGCCAAAUCCCUCGACGGAAGGUACGCGAAGGAGGUCCGCGACCUGAUGAUUAACCCUCCGAGCCAAAAGCCGUACGAGACGCUGAAGGAGCAGCUUCUCCAACGCCUGGGGAAAUCACAGGCCCAAAAGACGCGACAACUGCUGGAGAGAGUGGAAAUUGGAGACCGGAAGCCUUCCCAGUUCCUGCGGUACCUCCAACAGCUCGCUGGGGAUAACGCCGCAGACGAGAUCGUCCGCGCCCGGUGGAUAGAGCGGAUCAACCCCCUCGCUCGCGCCAGCAUUGCCGCGCAAGCUGCCCAACCAAACGUCACCCUGGACGACCUGGCCAAGACCGCAGAUUGCGUAAUGAAAGCGCUAGGUACCGUCGCGCCGCAACAAGUAUCUGCGGUGUCACCUCGGGUGUCACAAAGCGAAUCACAGCUUUGUGAAGUGUUGGAGAGGUUGUCGGUGCGCCUCGACGAACAAAGUCGCGAGUUAAACGAUCUUCGUGCGGAAGUGCGCGGUCACUCGCGGAACCACGAUGGUCCUGCAUCGCGUACAACAGGGAAACGGCAAAGGCAGUCACUGAACGCGGCAGGCGACGGCUGCCCCAACACACGCCGCUUGUUUUUGAGGGACCGAAGCAGUGGAGUAAAUUUUUUGAUCGACACCGGCGCAGACUUGUGCGUGUUUCCGCGACGUCUAGUAAAAGGCCGACCGGUAAAAACAGGUUGA
Messenger RNA from Harmonia axyridis, 873 nucleotides. RefSeq lists its product as uncharacterized. The transcript has a single exon. Gene Ontology annotation, biological process: proteolysis. The record is from RefSeq and is a predicted model, not a curated record. NCBI's taxonomy places the organism in Eukaryota, Metazoa, Arthropoda, Insecta, Coleoptera, Coccinellidae. The coding region runs from base 1 to 873 and encodes 290 amino acids. Gene Ontology annotation, molecular function: aspartic-type endopeptidase activity.